Letharia lupina is the source of this 765-nucleotide messenger RNA. RefSeq lists its product as uncharacterized. Lineage: Eukaryota; Fungi; Ascomycota; Lecanoromycetes; Lecanorales; Parmeliaceae. The transcript has 2 exons. The record is from RefSeq and is a predicted model, not a curated record. Bases 1 to 765 code for a protein of 254 amino acids.
AUGGUAGUAUCAAGAGCAGACUUUAUUGACGUAAUCAGGGAUAUCACCAGAGGUUGGGAAAUGCCAGGAACGUUCAGCCCCCUCACUGUUGGCAAUCUCUUCGGUCACAAAUCGCAGCCUCAGUUGCAACCAGCUCGGCAACACUUGAAACCCGUCUCGCAAGCUGCGCGAUCCUCUCUAGAUCUCCUAAAACUCCCACUCGGCCGACCGAACCGACCACCGAAGCCCUCCUUGACCACUCCCAUAGAUCGAAAGCUCAAGGACACGAUACAAAACCUCGAUGAGAUCUUGACGCCGUACAAGACCGGCCACCCGAUCACCUACAACACAAUCACCGCUUCACCGAGGACGAUUCGGCAAACAGGCCCCAAGCUCGUCCGCGUGCUAGCAUCGAAUCUCACACAAAAACCCCAUCCCUGCGAGAGCAGACGGGGGCGGAAAAAGGGUCGUCUCGGAAGCACGAUCGACCAUCCGCAGGGACCGCAAGUCUUCGAGCGCGCCUUCCAUUCAAAGCCCCGGAGCCCACAUGUGUCGAUCUCGCGUUCCGAUCAAAUAGGGCAAACCCAAGCCCGCUUCGUCGGUUCCCGGAGAGGGCCUGAUGCCGACGACGUUGAGGCUUUGUCCGACGCGGAGCGAAUGUACGGGUGGGCUGUACAGAACUGUCGAAGGGCGAUUGCAGACACUGAAGUAUUACUUCAGGAGACGGAAGGAAAUGCUUCUUUCUGCCAGACCACCCGAGCCAAAUUACGCUAUCCACAGCGUUAG